This is a messenger RNA of Hemicordylus capensis (graceful crag lizard), 1371 nucleotides long. Its product is annotated as vomeronasal type-2 receptor 26-like. Gene Ontology annotation, cellular component: membrane. The annotation marks the transcript as partial. The transcript has 5 exons. The record is from RefSeq and is a predicted model, not a curated record. Gene Ontology annotation, molecular function: G protein-coupled receptor activity. Gene Ontology annotation, biological process: G protein-coupled receptor signaling pathway. NCBI's taxonomy places the organism in Eukaryota, Metazoa, Chordata, Lepidosauria, Squamata, Cordylidae.
AUGGCCAGUGUCUUCAAUACCUACAAGAUCCCACAGGAGUUUGGUAACAGACAUCAAAUGAGUUUUGUGAGGGGUUUAGAAGGGAAGUUGCAUGUGGGCCCAGAAGUGGUCUCCCUUUAUCAGAAACGAGACACCAAGCAUGAGAAGCUUCAUGCUUUUCUGAGCAAUAUCCAUUUCAACAAUAGUGCUGGGGAAGAAAUCUUUUUUGAUGAGGAAGGGAGCCUGCCAUCAGGAUACGAUAUCAUCAACUUGGUCACAUUCCCCAAUGACACCUUCCAGAAAGUCCAAACUGGAAGGAUGGAUCCCCUGGCUCGUGAAGGAGAAAUGUUCACCAUGAAUGCAAGUGCUACUGUAUGGAACCACAAGUUUAAAGAGAUGCAACCCCGUUCCCAGUGUGUCGAGAGCUGCCAUCUUGGAUCCAGCAGGAUUGCCCAGCAGGGAAGACAAAUUUGUUGCUAUGAUUGUGCUCAGUGUCCUGCAGGGAGGAUUUCAACACAGACUGAUGCAGACCAGUGUGAGAUGUGCCCAGAAGAUCAAUGUCCAAAUGAGAAACAGGAUCAAUGCAUCGCCAAAACGAUGACCUAUUUAUCCUAUGGAGAACCGUUGGGAGCAGUUUUGAUUUCUUUUGCUCUUUUGUUUUCCCUGAUCACCUUUGCUGUGAUUGGGAUCUUUGUUCUGCUCUCCAAAACUCCCAUUGUGAAAGCCAAUAACUGGAGCAUUACUUGUACCCUUCUCUCCUCUCUGCUGCUUUGCUUUCUCUGCUCCUUCCUAUUCAUUGGUCAGCCUAGGAAGGUGACCUGUCUCCUCAGACAAACCGUGUUUGGCAUCACCUUUACUGUCGCAAUUUCCUCUGUGUUGGCUAAAACCAUCACUGUUGUUCUGGCCUUCCUGGCCACCAAGCCAGGAAACAGGAUGAGGAGAUGGAUAGGGAAGAGGCUGGCAGUAUCGGUCAUCAUUCUCUGUUCACUUAUUCAAAUUGGCAUCUGUGCUGUGUGGCUGGCAAACACUCCCCCUUUCCCAGAGUUUGACAUGCACUCUCAGAUCAGUGAGAUCAUUGUGCAAUGCAAUGAAGGCUCAAACACCAUGUUCUACAUCGUCCUGGGCUACAUGGGUUUUCUGGCCAUCAUCAGCUUCACUGUGGCCUUCCUUGCGAGAAAGUUACCAGAUAGCUUUAAUGAAGCCAAGCUGAUCACCUUCAGCAUGCUGGUCUUCUGCACUGUUUGGAUUACUUUUGUCCCAAGCUACCUGAGCACCAAGGGGAAAUACAUGGUGGCUGUGGAGCUCUUCUCCAUCAUGGCCUCUAGUGGUGGACUGUUGAGUUGUAUCUUCCUCCCCAAAUGCUACAUUAUGAUUCUUAGACCUGAUCUGAAC